GAUUGUGUGGGUGGAUGUGGAAGAGGCAAUCCGGCAGGCCAUGGAUUGUGGGUGCUUAUGCCCUCCUCUCAUUCCCCCAGUGCCCCUCCAGCCUUCCCCUCCCAGCCCAAGUUCGAUCCCCCGCCCUCCCGUCUUAGCAAUUCCACCAAAUGGCUCCUAUCAGGACUCGUCUCCUCACCCGCAGGUCCUCCAAUGUCGAGAAUGCGCCUCCUUCUGUCCUUGCCCACAAGUUGGCACGCGACACUCACCUUCUCGUCCGUCCUCGUGUCGUCUCUCGCGACCACAGGCGCAGCAGAAGCUCUCGUACUCAUCGAGGCGUCGACCGCACCAAGUUCAAGAAGAACAGAAUCAUGACACCUCCCAUUCACGUUCGCAUCACCCCUUCUGCACCCUCUGCACCUGCACCUGCUCCCGUUGCAACUCUCCCAACUAUCCCUGAGACCUCUCUCGAGCUCACUUUGCCCACCAACCAAACCGUCACCCUCGAUCGCAAGCUUCGCCGAUACAACUUCGGCAAGCCCAUUCCUCGCCAAAAUAUCUUCUCGAUCGCACCAGAGUUGGCAGAUACCUCGAUCCAUUUCCUUCGCGAUGAAUUCGAGCUCUUCGGGCCCGAAUUGGAACUCGCUUGCAGAUCAGUGGGAAUCCCAAGUGGCAUGACCACCAUCCCUCCCACUAUCGAAAUCACCCUCAAUGACACCGAACGCGCUCCACCUACCCACAUCCUCGCAGUCCGCAAGCAUCCCGACAGUCCUGGAAGUACUACUGGAGCCAACAAUGUCACCCUCCAUCCUGUUCAUGCUAUCAUCCCUACCAUCUACUGCUCCUCUUUUCCUCGCCUUGUCUACAACAACGUCGAAUCACCUCUGACGCCCGGCGAGCAAGUGAUAGUCCCAGUGAAGCCCAUCAUCCUUCCCUAUCCCGAACACUUCAGCAUCCUCCUCUCCUACAUGUACAACAAGAACCCGCUUCCACUCUUCCGGUACUUCGUCCCUGCAAUCCCUCCAGCCGUCGUGCGAGAUGCAUCAGCUACGGGUACUCGUCAAGGUCAGGUCGCGGUCUACGCGCUUGAGCUUUGUAGGAGUAUGAGUUGGACGGAGUUGUUUAGACGGUUGAUGGCGUUGAAUGGGGCUGUGAAGGAUGUGUGGGCGUUGGGGAUGAGUGAUGAUGGGCUUUGGGCGAUGAUGGAUGUGUGUUGGGAGAUUUUGUUGACGGCGUUGAACGUGAGCGUGCAGAGGGUUCGUGCGGAACAACAACAGCGGGCGAAGCAAUAGGUGGCUUUCAUCAUCAUCGUGAUCACGAUUCCAUCUCCCUUUGCAUUGCUUACAUCGUUGGGUCCGCUAUCGUUAUUCUUGAUUUAUUCAACAUUAUGCCUCUAUGCCUAGCUUUCCCUUUUCUCUCCCACCACUACGCGCUCUAUGCCCCCUCCUCUUGCUAUUCUCACCAAUUAUGCACCCUCACUCAUCUCAUCCUGCAUCUCUCUCUCCCAAUCCGCAUACCCUAGAUAUUCAUAAAUUCCCAUUCGUCACUAGGCUCGGGUUCUCGCUGUCGCAUUUUUUUCCGCAUUUUUUUUUUUUUCGCAUUUUUCGUUCAUCUUUUGUCACGUCGAUUUUGUGGCAUUUUCUAUCGAUUUUCCUACCCUACGUGUAGAAGCAAAGUAAAACAACGUUGUUGUACUUAUAUAACUUACGUAGCGUAGUAUCCGUGUUAGCUAGCUUACUAGCGACUUACUUGGAUAUGCAAUACAAAUGAUUGUAAUCA
This is a messenger RNA of Somion occarium, 1758 nucleotides long. Lineage: Eukaryota; Fungi; Basidiomycota; Agaricomycetes; Polyporales; Cerrenaceae. The record is from the annotation of a GenBank genome assembly.